UCAAGUUCAGGUUCAAGACUAAAAACGUAAACAAAACCUGAAAGCGACACAAGAAGAUAAAGGAAGAAUAGAAAGAAAGGUUGUUGGGAGAGAGAGAGGAAGAGGAGGGAGAGAUAACGGGCAGCCAUCUUGGAACAAGGCCCCUUGUCCCCGACCCACAGUGCUUCCCCAAACAACCCCAAGCUCUGCACGACACCCCAGACUACCCCUGGAAGAACUGAAAAUAGGAAGACUAAAAGAGGAGGAAGAAGGAAACAAAACACAAGAAGAGGUAGAGAGAGAAGAGAAAUAAAUAACAAUAGGAAGAACAAAAAGGAGGAAGAAGAAAAAUUAACAAGACUUUCACGUUUUUUCUGAAGUAAUUAUCUUUAUCUUAUCUUGUUCCUACUACUACUACUACUACUACUACUACUACUACUACUACUACUACCACUACUACUACUACCACUACUACAAACUGAUGGUAAAAUAUCACCUAACCUAACAUGACGCGACCCUACCAACCCAACCCAACCAGACCACACCACACACACCACCAGCUAUUCGCCGCACUCCUGACAGCCACCACAGCCGUCGCCACAGCCGCAGCCGACACAGCCUCAGCCACAAGCCUCGGCCAGCCACGCUACGACGCAGGGGACGUGAUAGCGAUUAUAGUUUUCAGUGCACUGGGGCUGGUGGGGAUACUGGCGUGUGUCGGAGCGUGUGUGAGGAGGAGGCGGAGAGCUGUGUUGGGGUACUAAGCAUGUUGACAGGGCGGAUGAGGGUGCUGGAUGGGGGCCUGGCAUCCACCCUCCAGGCCAGCGGGUUUGAAGUGGAUGGCGACCCCUUGUGGAGCGCCCGGCUGCUGUCCACGCAUCCGCAAGCCAUCCGGGAGGCCCACACAGCAUUCCUCAACAGUGGCGCCCAGGUCAUUGAGAGUGCCAGCUACCAGGCCAGCGUACCAAGCCUCCAGCGGCACCUUGGCACCACUGCAGAGGAGGCACUGGGGCUGAUUAGGCUCUCGGCGACACUCGCAACGGAGGCGAUGGAGGGGUGGGAGGAGGCGAGGAGAAGGAGAGGGGAGGAGGAGGAAGGUACCCCACGCAUCACAGCAGGGUCAGUGGGGCCUUACGGGGCAUGCCAGGCUGACGGGUCCGAGUACACCGGGGCAUAUCUCGACACAGUGCCCCGGAGUGAGCUGGUCGCAUGGCACCGGCCCCGCGUACAGGCUCUGGUCGGGGCGGGGCUGGGUCUACUGGCCCUUGAGACUAUUCCGGGGCUUGCCGAGGCCCUGGCGCUGCUGGAGGUGGUCAAGGAGUGGCCGGAGGUGAAGGUGUGGGUGUCGUUUUCGUGUAAGGACGGUCAACACACCAGCUACGGCGACCCCUUUGGCGAGGCGGUCAAGGCUUGUUACGAGCGGGGCGGGGGGCAGCUGGUGGGGGUGGGGGUCAACUGUACACCCCCUGAGCUCAUCACCCCUCUGCUCCAGGAAGCUGCCAGUCACCUCCCCCCUCCUGAUGUUCUCCCCAGGGUCGUGUAUCCCAACUCUGGGGAGCGAUGGGUGGCCGGGAAAGGGUGGGAAGGCGGCGGCGGCGGUGGUGGCGGCUCCUGGCCCUUCUUGGCGGAGGUGGGGGUGUGGGGCGGCCUGGGGGCUCGGCUGGUAGGGGGGUGCUGUCGCCUUGGGCCUGGGGACAUCAAGGACAUAGCUGGGGUGGUCAACGGGGUUAAGGUCACAUAAGCAAGGGGGUCAAGGUCACAUAAGCAAGGGGGUCAAGGUCACUUAAGGGAGGGUAUUGGAUGGGUCAGUAAUUCUAUAAACACAUCAAGGUGGAAAAACACUUGAGAGCUUCAUUAAUUUUUUUGACCUUUGGAAAUAAUGACUUAAAAGUGUUUCCUCAUUUUCUUGUCUCCUAAUCUCUCUCUCUCUCUCUCUCUCUCUCUCUCUCUCUCUCUCUCUCUCUCAUAUUUACACUUUUCUAUAUAUAAAUCUUCCCUCAACACAUUUUCUUUUCAAUCUCAGGUGUAUGGGAGGGGGGGAUGGAUUGAGGGAAGGACAGGUGAGGUCUAACACAGGUAACACAGGAAGGUGAAGUGUAAAUCAGAGGAAGAAAACUUACCCCGGGAGAAAAUGACCACAUGGGAACCUUCCUCACGCUCUCCUUAAUCUACCGAGCAGGGAAAACAAUAAUAAAACAUACCAAAACAUUCACAUUUUUCAGUGUGCAUUAUGCCGAAGCCUCGCCGUAGCCAUGAUGACAUCUCGAAUGACGAGUAUCACAGGUUAGGCAUAAAAACCCAAGAAAUUGUCCAGCAAAAUGGCUUCAAUCGUCAAUCUGUUCAGUGUAUGGUGGUUAAAUUCAAGGCAUCCGGCAGCCAGGAAAUGUCGGUCCACUGCCAUGGGGAGGGCCUCACUCUGUGGUCUCUCCCCGAACCCUCUGUAUUAUAAAGAGGCAAGUGGAAGCUAAUCCCACCUUAACAGCAAAGCAAAUCAAGGAAAACAACCCUAUGCUUUUCGAUAAUGCCUCUGUUUUCACUGUCCAAUGCCACCUCCACGAUAACACGCCCAUAAGAAGCCCCUCAUUAUGACUCAACCAAUGGAGAAACGGCUUAGUUUUGGUGCAAAGUAUAGAGACUGGACCUUGGAGCAGUGACGGAAGGUGUUGUGGACAAAUAGAGCGACGUUUAAAGUGACAGACAGCAACCCCAAAGAAAGUAUGCAAGAAAAUCUAUGGUCCCAACAGGAUGGAUAUUGCAACACUGCCUCCCCUGGUGAAAGCUAAUGCGCAACUAAUUCAUUGUUUUCCCUGCUUGGUAGAUUGAGGAGAGCGUGAGGAAGGUUGCCAUAUGGUCGUUUUCUACCAGGCAAGUUUUCUCCCUCUGAUUUACACUUCUUAUCUGAUGGGUACUGUAGUUGACAUGAAAAUAGUCUUAAAAUCAUUUCCUCAUUUCCCUAUAAUUAUGCCCUUCUUCAUUUCUACUGCACAACAAUGCCUGGUAUUUUGAAGUCUCCCAGAAUAGAUGAUUUCGUGAUCUUUCUAAAAUUCCCUCAAUGCCCAGAGUAAUGUUAGACUGAGUUUGUGGUUUGUGUUUGUGUGACUCGAUGGAAUUAAAUUUUAGUCAGCCACUUUUUGCUAAACUCCUGUAGCUUAGUCAUGUCUUCUUAUAGGAAAUCCGCAGGCAAGGGAUUAACUAUUGCGUUUUGGUCUCAUAUUGAUCAAACUGUACUUCUGUGAUUCAUUAAAACACCAUAUAUUUAAUGGACUACAUAUAUAUAUUUCAUAGUUAUUGUGUUAUCUUUGCUAACAAAAAUAAAAUGUAUGGAAAUAAUCA
Molecule: messenger RNA, 3312 nt
Organism: Eriocheir sinensis (Chinese mitten crab)
Lineage: Eukaryota; Metazoa; Arthropoda; Malacostraca; Decapoda; Varunidae
Product: homocysteine S-methyltransferase YbgG-like
Exons: 7
Coding region: 746-1720 (324 amino acids)
Biological process (GO): S-methylmethionine cycle
Molecular function (GO): S-adenosylmethionine-homocysteine S-methyltransferase activity; zinc ion binding
Source: RefSeq, a predicted model, not a curated record